Molecule: messenger RNA, 10820 nt
Organism: Platichthys flesus (European flounder)
Lineage: Eukaryota; Metazoa; Chordata; Actinopteri; Pleuronectiformes; Pleuronectidae
Gene: tasor2
Product: transcription activation suppressor family member 2
Exons: 22
Coding region: 1132-9669 (2845 amino acids)
Biological process (GO): negative regulation of gene expression, epigenetic
Cellular component (GO): nucleoplasm
Source: RefSeq, a predicted model, not a curated record
CUGUUUUACAGGGAGUAGUAAAUGAGUGAACAAGGAAGUGAUUGUGGGUACGGCAACGGAUUGCAUACUUUGGUGGCUUGAUCGAAGAGACUCAACCAUUUUCAAUCUUGUCCCCAGUUUCCAUGGAUGACUCUGCUUUUGGAAUUUGCCCCGAUGGGAUGAUGAUGGAACCCAGCUAGGUCUUAUCCGGUUCUUAUGGGUAUAAACAAGUGUAUAUAUUGGGCUACUGUGUUGGGAUCCAGAAAGCAGCUUGACGUGGAGUUGAUUUGGAUAGCUGGGGGAUUUGCUGCCUCUUUUGACACUAUAGUAACCAUAGACUCCGAAAAUGGUCAAUACUUGACUCUUUUGUUUUGGCAUUAACCUCUGAUCAGGUCACUGAAAAAUGAAAAAUGACAGUAAAAAAAAAAAAUGACAGUGACAGCAUGGACAGUAAUUCAUGUCCAGUCACAAAAACAGACUAAUAGGAAUAAAAUAGACCCCGUGUUGGUCCUGCCACUGUUCUUGUAGUUAAAUAUUGACAACCUGAAGUUUGUGGUUUAUCUCAACUUUCUCUUCAAACGGCAGAAUCCAGUGUUUAAUCCUCCAGGUCGUGACACAUGUCGUGGCACGUCAGUGUAGAAACACAGGUCAGAUCGUCUUGCUUGUGAUGAUUCAGUCGUUGAGGCAGAGGAAGCACACCGAGGACAAGUGAACAGCAGACACACACACACACACACCCGCCGCAGUCCUGCGUUGACUUUCAAAAUGGAGGCUGUCUCCUCCGUAGGUUUCUGUUUCCUUUUCGAAGGCACUCUAUCAGAGCGGAGCCGCUGAACCACGAAGCACGUUGGGAACCGAGGAGAAUUCGCCAGAAGCCGUGUGUCUAACCCGGGAAACGAUACAAAGUGACAACCAAAGCGGAUCUAUUCGAUCCUGCGUGGGUUUGACCGGGCUCUAUUCUGUAACUUCCUGGUUCUUUCGCAUUAAUAUGUCUGUCGAAACUGCGGCGAAAGCUCGAGUGACUCUGAGAGGUUCGGUGGACACAACAACACGCGCAGGACUUUUUAACACGUCUGUGGAAAUGUUUAAAAGAAGAGACAAGAAUUUCCAUCGAAUGGCAAAAGGAGAGCGACAGAUUUCCUAAAUCCAGCGAUGGAAAGUGGACAUGUCGGUGCUGCGCGUGUUUUAGUGCCCGUGCCAGACUCUUCGGACGUCUUUCAAAGCAGGAUUUUAGCUCCCCUUCAAAGUGCGUACUUGUAUAAGGAGUCGAAGCAGUCUUUCAAGUAUAAGUCCGCAGUGUUGAUCAAGAAUGAGCCACUGGAGGAGAAGUAUAAUGCGUUCCGAGCAAGGAAAAGUGAAGCAGGAUAUUCAGAAGAGGAUUUGAAGGAAACCUUUGGGUUCUUGCUGUUUGAUGACGUCAACCAGGCUCAUUUGUUCGGAGAAACUGGCCUUCUCACAGGAAAGAGUGCAUGCACAACUCUGGGAGAUCCCUCCAAAGGUGUUUACAUAUCAAUGUACUCUGACUGUUUGGAUCUGAAUCGCUGGUAUCAAGGGAAAUCCGGAUACGUGGCCAUCAUCAGGCUGACAAAGGGCAGAGUUAAGAGGGUUCCAGAGAACUACACCCAGAAUUUCACAGCACCCACAGUGGGGUUUGAUUGCCAUGAGUCAGGAGAGUUGGCCUCAGUAUCUUCCAAAACCAGCUCCUUUCUUGCUUUUGAGAGAACCCAGUAUUACUUAUAUGAGCUGUUGGAUGAGGAAAGCGGUGAAACAGCUCCAUCUCCCAGUGCUGCCGUUCCUUUUGCUAUUGUAUCAUUUUCAUAUACUGACACAAAAGCAAUACUUGUGAUACCACAGGCUACAAGUGAAAAGAAAAAACUGGUUCAUCAUUACAUGGCCUGGAGGGGUCAGCUUCAGAUAGGCACCCAGUCCUAUGAUGUUGGGUUGAGGUCCACCAAAGGGGCACUGAUUCCUACAAAACUGCCUCCAGUGGUCAAAGUUGAUAGAGCCAUUUCCAUGUUAGAUCUGAUGCAGCUGUUGCCAAAGGCUGCCUUUGAAACCUGCUUCUCUACUGAAGUCUUUCUUGGUGGCUUAUACUGCAGUCUGUAUGAGCUGGUUCCUUUUGAGGCGAAAGAUACAAACUCACUCUCUCCGCUUCAGCAGGAGAUCAAGGAGAAAGAUCUUGCUCUCACUGUACCACUGAAGGAUGGGGGUUUUCUUAUCCUGUUGCACCCAUCCCAUUUCCCCCCAAUCGAUGAAAAUGCUCUGAAUGCAUCUGAGGUCCUGCAAGGCAUGUUUAUUUUUCCCGGCUCACGGGUCAUAAAGAGAGGCACAUCUGGACAGAAAAAGGCAACCAUUUCAUCUGAAAUCCUUCAGGUUCUGCCAGUGCUAAGUUAUGCAGAGGGUUUAGUUGAGAAAACACCCCUCAACUCAACUGAAGAACUGUGUGACGUGUUGAGGCAGCACAUGCAGAGCUACGCAGAACUGAUAAGCCCUGUGUUGGACCUAAGUCCAUCAAGAGAAGUCAGCCUCUUUCCAGAUCAGUAUGAUGUGCUGGAUGACCACAGACACCUCUACUCAUCCCCUGAAUGGACUGACAAAGCACGACAAAGCUUCAGGUCAUACAUGAGAAAACCAGUCUCCUUUCAACUGCCGGUGUCCAUGGCUUCAGAAAUCCUGGCAGCUGAAGAGGUGGAGCAAGUGGAAGACCUCGAGGACAAUAUCUACUGUCUGUCAUUUCCUGAGGAGGCACCUACCAAUCCUAUUGGCACGGGCUCAGAAGACCAGUUGACAGACGAGAAGUCUCCUGUAAAUGCUGAGACAUCUGAGGAGAAUAGUCUUAUAAGCACUGGAGCACAAGUUGAUUCCAUAACUGGACCUCAGAAUGUUGUCCCAAAGGAUUUGCAAGCAGAAGAUGCAAUUGAACAGAAUUCCAAAUCUGAACUUACUGCACUGAGCAAAACUUUUGAUACGGGGGCAAAAACUCCCUUAUCCCCCCCGAAAUCAGAUGACAUGUCAGCAGAGCUGAUUGUCAGCAUUACAUCAGCAGAGCAAACUGUCACUGAUGAAAGUUUAAAUGUGAUCAGCUCUAUGACAGCAACAAAGCAUGAUGACUUUCAGAUUUCUGGCUUUUCCGCAGCCAAAUUACAAACAGAAGGAGUCAACUCUCUACAUAAGACGGUGAAAAUUAAAACUAUAGAUUGCCUAGAGGUCAUCGACAGCUCAGAAAAAAAACGAAGGAAAGUGCGUAAGGGGCAUUCCAAAGUCUGGCUAAGACUGAAAAGGAGGACUAAAGUUUGUGUUGAAACUGAAUCAUCAGGCGACUCACAGUUGAACAAUCUAUUUGAUAUUGGUCGGAGAAAAUUAAGUCGAAAAUGCAAUUUUGGAAAACUUUUAUCCAAAAACAAGAAGGUGAGAUUCGUUACUGAUGUUUCAGCUGUAGCAGAGGAGAAAAAACCUGACCCUGCACAGCAGAGCUCUGGGGGCGCCAUUUUAAUGGAUCUUGAACUUUGUCCCCAGAGAAGGAAAGCCUUGCGCUGGGAAUUGAAGCCUGUUAUCAGUGAAUGUGGAAGGAUCUUGGUUCCUCAUGGCGCAGUGGCUGUUCCUGAACAGAUUCAGUCUUUAAAGCAUAAGUUUCAAUGUACAAUAGAUGAACAGUGCGCUGAGAAAAUGUUGGUUGAUGCCUCUGUGAACGAUGACAAAAAAGUCGAAAUAGAGCAAGACUCUGUGCCAUUAACAGCAAUGGACAAAACGGAUGGCAUUAUAUCCACGGAUGGAAGGAAUCUUUUUGAUAACAUUGUGGCCGGUUUGACAAAUAAUGAAAAUAGCCCGUUAAAACAAUCAGACACUUGUUCAUGGCCUUUGCAUCCAGUGAGUACUGAGCAUUCCUCAAAUAAUGAUGGCACAGACACUCCUCCAACAGAAGUUAAAGAAAGUGGUCCUCUCCUCACAGGAAAGUGUGCAAAAAAGGGUGAAUUUGAUUUGAGUAAGCUGAAAUCAGUUCUGUUAAAGGCAAAGAGAAAAAACAAUGUCCUUGUGUCCAAGGAAACAACGACAGGUAUUGCCCACGCCGAGCCUCGUCUCAAGGAGGACAAAGAUGAUCCGGAGGCAUUGGAGGCCUUGACCAGUGUCCAGGACACUAAUGUGGAUGUCAAGGAAGUGAGAAACAUGCUAUCAGUGGACCCUCGUUUUGCAUAUGCCCUAGGCCUGACUCCGAAAGAGAACCCAGAUAAGGUACAAAAGAGUGAGGUUCAGGUCUCUCAAUUUAAGGAAGACUCAUCAGAGACACAAGAACAAGCCCUUUCAAACAAAAAAUCUCAAGUCCUACAAAGUCCGCCAUCAAUCUUCACAAGAAGGGGGAGGAUUAAGAUGCUCAAAAAGCAUCAAGGCAUCUCUGAAGACAAUAUCAAAAAGAACUGGUGGUUGCAUUUUCAAACCCCAAAUCGUUUACCCACUGACAAACUCAAACCCAAAGAGGGUUUUAAGGAUAAUUCUGUCAGGAAGACUGAUAUGGAACAAUUGAAUAAUGCUUGCUCAUCUACUGAAGCUUUGAACUUACUUGCUGACUUGGCUCUAAGUGCCAGUAUUGACAAGGUUCCACCACAACCGGCGCUUGAGGGAAAACCUGAGACAAGUUUCAAGAAGUGUGGCCUUAGAAAAGAUGUUCCCAGUGCUGGACAAGAAUCACUUCUUCAUUCUCUGCUUAGACAGCCUGCUGCUAAAUUCAUUCAGCCUCUUGAGACUUCCUCAUCAAGCCCCCCUGUGGAAGACAGGGAAUUGGUUGGUUUGAUAUCGAAAGAACAUGGUUACUCAUUGCCCUCGUCUUUCUCUCUGCUGUUGGGUUUGCCAGGUACAACCUUCCGGGUAACCCCCUUAAACGGUUCUACCAGAUUGCUGCACCAUCAACAACACUUGAGUAGAGAUCAUGCGGUUGGCCCCACUUUUGGUCAGGAAGACAGACAUGAACGCAACCACUACGGAACUUCAGAAUUCCAGAAAAAAUGUUUGGAACGCAGGGAAAAGUUCAGGCACUCGCGCACCAUCGUUAAUAAGGAUAAAUCUGUCAGUGUCACUAGACAAUGGAAGGAAAACUAUGAUUUCAGCAGAGACAGCAAGUUUGCAAGUGUCUCUAAGGGCAGAGCUGUCGUCCGAGCAUUGCAUGGGCCGUGGGACUCCUCAGUUCAAGACAUCAGUGAUGAGUUACGACUCAUCGUCCACAUGUGGAUAGGUCUGUUUUACAGCCGGUCAACAGCCAGAUUCUUUCAAGAUGAAUCGAACAUUACCAACCUUUGUUCAAAAGAGAACGAUUCUUUGGAAAUGUCCUGUGAAAUGGUAUCACCCCCAGCUCAGUCUGAGAACAGGGCAAAUUCCGUCGUUGCUUUCCCAAGUCCAACAGACUCUCAAGACCCUUCAACUUCAAAAGUUUUGGACCUCAGCAAAAAUGACAACUUUGUCUGUGACCAAGGAUCUGUGAUUUUGGACUUGUCACUGAGAAAUUCUCGUGCAGAUACUGUCACAUUAGAUCCACAAAUCAAUUGUGAAAAAUCUUCUGUGUCCAGUGAACUGAAAGAAGCAAGUGACAUAUUGAAUACGCUCAAGUCAUCGGUGGGACUACAGGAUGCCAGAAAGUUACAGUGUUACAAACCGAUGGUACACGUGACCGAGACUAUUAAGGAGGUGAAUGAUCUCAGAAGCAACUAUGGAAAUGAAGAAACUAGUAGUCCUUCACAAAAAGAUGACCGCCUGGUUUGCAUUGAUAAACCAUCUUUUGGAGAUGAUGGAACAUUCACUCACGGACGAGAAGAGAUCAAAAGUGUUUCAAUCUGCACAGAAAAUCUUCAAACCCCAUUAUUGAUCAGCUAUUUGUUACAUGAGCGCAACAAAGAGAAGACACAUGUCAACAGUAGUUUUCAAAACUCACAAACUACAGGGAUAGGUUUGGUUCGAAAACAAGUAACAAAUUCACCCAAAUCCAUGACUAAUGAGGAGGCAGAAUCCGACAAAGAAGAUGUGCUUUAUAUAGAUGAGGAUGAUGAAAUUCUACCUAUAGAUGGUGGAAAAUGGGAAGUGAAAAAGAACCGAUGCCAAGAAAAGGAUCUACAACCUUCCACAAAAGUGAUUCACAAAUGGGAUGACUCUUCAAAACAGCAAUUGGGUAUUGGUUGCAAUGGAUAUUGUCUUGAAAAAGAAAAUAAGUUAUCGAGGGAGGGACCUAAACCAAUAUCACCUGGCCAGACUGCAAAUGUUGCUGAAGAAGACAACUGUGGAAAAGAGGAUGAACUUGAUUGCGUAUCAAAGGACAGGGACUUGAGUGAUCAGUCGCUAACAAUGAAAUGCGACGGCCUUGAGUCAGUUCAGGAUUGUUUUACAGAUUGUAGUAGCCAAGCACCAUUUGAUGAGCAAGCUCCUCAAGCCUGCCAUGAUGCAAAGUUGAAAAAACCUUGGACAAAUGACAGUACUUUGACAGAUGAACAUGCUAUUGCAGAAGAAGCUCCUUGCACUCCACAUGAAAAUGAACCUCUUUGUGAUGAAUCUGCAGAUAAGGAAAACCCAGUAAAAUACACUUGUUUAGCAGAGGAGGCACCUUCUCAGAAGGCAGUGUUACUCGUAUUGGAUGAGAGCACUUGUUCUUUAAAUGGUUCCUCCGCAGCUGGGUUUAUCCCCCAGACAAAGGACUGUUUGGAGAUGAUAGGUAGUGAUGAUCCUGAUGAUCAGAAAACCAAAUCAGUCGUGUUGGAGAGAAAGGACAAUAACGCAUCUCAAGAAGAAUUAUUACAUCACCAGUCUCACUCACCUCCGCCUGAGGUUAUCAAAAAAGAUGAUGCUGAAGCGGCAUCGACUAAAGAAACAAAUCUCAAAAUGAGCAUAACGAAUGAGAACUUUGAAAAAGCUCACAGUGAGGUUGUAAUUCCAUUUAUUGCAUCAGAUGUAGUACAACAACAUAUCUCCCACCCACAAGGCAAGAUGGACGUUCAAGGCCAGAAAGGAAUAUCAUUGAACAGUGAAACUGCACAGCUAGACAAGCCCACAGCGGUAUCAAGUUCUUCUAUAAUGUACCGUAAAGAAGAGGAAGUGAAUGCUGGAAAAAUAUCACUUCUUGAUGUAAACGAAACCAACCAGCGAUUAGUCUUUGGCAGUGAGGCUGAUAACAGGUGCUCUACUCCAACUUUGGAUGAGGUGCCAUGCAUACCCUGUUCUCUACCUGGCGGCAGUACUGAAAAAACCUGCUUAAACAUUACUGCAAAAUGUCUUAGCAGAAGCUCAACACAUCUAAAUGUUGAGAAGCCUCUUGAGCAAAAACUCUGUUACCCAUCAAGAGUUCAUAGGGAUCCCAGCCCUCACUACGUUCAGCAUUCUGAUGAACAAAGAACUCUAAAUGUUCUGAAAUGUCUAGAAACGUUUCUAUCCAUUUCAAAACUUAGCAACAAAUCGAACCAGAUUGAAACAACUGAUGCAAGUCUUGAUCAAAAGCCUAUCCUCAGCAGCAAGCACCUCUCUACUUCUUCAGCUGAAAUUGUGAACAAGAAAUUAGGCAAUUUAGAGCCAGUGCUGGUGUCAACCUCUACCUCACAAGAAUCUUCAGGUCACCUUGUAUCAUCUUUCAAAAAUAAGCUUGAGGAAGUACUUGGUGCUCAAUUGCAGCAACAGAACAAAGAUUCUCCACUUCCUCAACACAGUUUUGAAAGAACAGAUAUAACAAAGGACACCUCUAUAGGGAAAGAUUGUCAUCCCUAUAUAUCUACUCCCUCUGCUCAGUGUUUGCAAACCAUUGAACCAAAUAUUGACCAAGACGGGCACAAGACAACAUCAGAGUCCAAUUUAAAUGAUGGAACUGGUUCAUACAAUCAGCGUCCUGUCAUGGCUGUGAAACCCUCUAAGAAUGAUGAAAAUCAGUCAGAUCAUAGCUCUAAAGAUGGACAAAUUGAGUACGCUCCCGCCUUUGCCCCACCCACCACCAUGCCCUUGGAGAAAACAGAAUGUUUCAUAGAAAAUUCUGGACUAAAUAAUGAAAAUCCAAAGUUCAGUGAGUUUCCUACCAAAAGUUAUCAACUGUCGAUUGUUAAUGACUGUAACUCAGAUGAAGCUACAUUUGCACAUUUAGAUCCUCCUGAUAAGUACCAAAGAGGGAGUACGAUUCUUUCAUCAGCUCUGUCCAAGCAGUCGCUUGACUUGUCAAAAAGUCAUCAACACCAAGGUUUCUUUACACAAAGUUCACCUGAGAAAGUUGGGGAAACAAUUAAAGAGAACCCUAAAACGGAUCAGAAAGAUGGCUCAGAAGCAUCAACUUUAAUUGGGGAUGACUACGACACCAACAUUACAGAAGAAAGUCUCAUCCCUGGACCGCAAACUUCUCUCAUGUGCACAGUUUUUAACACUGGUCGGAAAAGACCAUAUUCUUUUCUGGAGGAGAUUUCUCGAAGAUGCCUAGAGGAUGACCCCACACAGGUGUCAAUGGAACAGGAGUGUCUUAUCUUCUCUGACCAAAUGAAACACCUAUUGAAAAGGAGUAAGAGAGGACAGACAAGCGAACAGGAUACAGAUGACACCUUGACAUUGUCUUGUGCUAGUCCUUUGACUGUGCACUUUUCAAGCCUGGGGGAGCAGGAGGAUUCACUGGAUCUCUUGGACGCACCCUCACUCGCUGGACAAAAAAUCAAGGUUGACAUGUCUGACAGGAAAAACACAGAGGAUGAAAAGACUAUGCAUCCUCAAAACCUAUCCCAAAAAACAGAUAACCUCAAGGAACAUGUGGAUGUAUCUGUUGUCACUGCAAAAAGUGCUAGGCUUUAUGAGGCAAUGAUGGAUGGCAUUUGUGGUGCCCGAAAGGCCCCAUUGAGACCCGAGCACUUAGGGAACAGAGGUUACAAAAACAUUGAACCCAGUAACCCGUUCGACUUCUGUGAUCAAAUGAAGAGAGAGAUGGACGAGAGCUUUCGAAGUAAACUGAAUUCAGUUGUCAAGAAAUCCUGUAAAACAAAGUACAGAUUCUACAUAUUGGCAACGUCAAACGAUGCUGUCUUUGAGGAAACCAAGGCACAGUUGGAGUCAGUGGGCCAUACUUCCAUACAGCCAUCCCAGUUCUUCAUUGGUGAAGGUAGUUCUUCAUCUCUUCUUAUCAUCCUCAGGAAUGAAGACAUUGCAGAGCACAUUUGCAAGGUCCCACAUUUGCUGGAGUUAAAGAAGUCACCAAGCGUGCAGUUUGCUGGAAUAGAUGAACCAGAUGAUGUUGUGAAUCUCACCCACCAGGAGCUCUUCACACGGGGAGGUUUUCUAAUGUUUGACAAUGCAGCCCUGGAGUCCCUCAGUCUUUGCGACAUGAAAAAAUGCUCCGACAUCUUGCAAGAGCUGGGCAGAACAGGGAAGUGGAAAUGGAUGUUACACUACAGAGACAGUCGUCGGCUGAAAGAAAAUGCGAGGUUGAAUUCCGAGGCAAAAGAAAAGAAGUGCUUCUUAAACUCUUGCCAGGAGAGUGGGAUAUUGGAGUUCUUGCCUUACCACAAGUGUGACCACACAUCAAGAGAUCAGCCUGACUAUCUCACAUGUUUGGUUCGCUUGCAGGUCCAGAAUAUAUCAGCCCGUUAUCCUUUAUUUAUAACUGACGCAACAACAGACGGUGCGUUUGGGAGAAACGGAGUUCUAACAAUGACCGUGAACUCUUUCCUGACAAAGUCUCCAAGUGAAACAUUGCUAUGAUGUUUUUUGACCUGAAAACGUCUGAUGGACUUCUCAUUUCAUCUUAAGUACACAACAAUGUUUAUUCACUGGAUGUGAGGAAAACUGGUACUAGGGAUUAAAAGUGAUUUCAGACAUACUGCACACACAUACAUGUACUUAUGUUCACCUUAGGGUGUUUGCAGCAAUACCUCUUGAUCUGUUUUAACAGGCUUCUCUGUUUGUUUAUUUGUUAAGUCAGUUAUCAUUCAGUUAAUGAAUUGAGUGACAAGGAUGCCAGUGUACUGGAAGGUGUACUGUACAUACUGUAUUCAUUUUGUAUUAUAUUUAUGUUGUAAAUUAUAAAGUUUCAAAGACGGACGUUUGAUUUCAGUAAAUAUCGUCUUCUAGCUUAUAACUCUGACUUUAUACAAUUGUAUCACAAUCUAUAUUCAUGUUUGUACGAAGAUAAUAUUUUUGUUGUCAAAAAGUUCACUACGAUUUUAUCAAACACUUUACAAUACUUUGUUUGGACCUGGCAGCAAAACAAAUUUGGCUGUUUGGCAGUCGUGUGUUACAUUCUUCGUAAGCUUCUACGACACUGAAGGUUACUGACAGUGAUUCUUAACUCCUGUUGGAGCAAAAAAUAACAGCAUUAUUAUUAUUAAAUGCAAAAAAUCUAGAAUGUUGUUAAAUUUUGUUCAGUGAAUAGUAGAAUUCUCAUACAUUAUUAUGCUUUGCAAAACGUGUUGAAUGAAGCAUCUGAUUGACAAACACAAUCAAUGAAAUGAUUUCAGAUCAACAAAGCUGUCUUUACUCAACUAGGUAAUGAAAUCAACAUUUAUAUUUAAUUUUUGUAAGGAAAUACCAGUUUUGCUCUGUCAGAGUAAAAUGCAUUAAAUGUUUGUUUUCUCUACAUUAUGUCAUUUCUUCUUUAAUGGAUUUAAUACAGUAAAAUAAACAUUGCAUUUAUUGGUUGAUUUAUUAAAAUUACUGUGGCUCUUUAAUUGUUGUGGGCAUGAGCCAAUAAAAAGGUUAUACACCAAUAGUGAAUACAACACAAGUACUGCAAUGCAGUGUUUAUCUGUUUGAGCGGCCUUCAGUUUCUUAUCUGUUGUGUAUGCUGCACUGUGGAAAUUAACCUUUUUUGCUCCCAUCUGUGUUUGACAGAAAUAAAAAAAUACUUAAACAUG